GUUAGAACUACUCCCUGCUGUGUGGACCGGCCGCCGGAAUGGGCCGCGGCAGCAUCGCUGCCUUCGCCUCGUACAGGCCACCAUGUCAAUGGGACAUCUUCUCGUGCCCGAUCCCGCCAACCGGUGGUGGCAGUGACGAGGUGCACCUCUCCGACGGCGUCUCCUACAACCACAACGGCCGGCCCAUCCCGGCGGCGGCUCUGAAGGCGCUCAUCGCCAAGAAACCUGAGCUCGCCGCCGAGUGUGGCGCCACCGCCGACGACGUGGACACGGGCCGCGCCACCGGCCUCGUCUUCGUCUCGGAGAGGGAGGAGGGCCUGGAGACGCUGCACGUCGCUCUGCGCUUCGACGGCAAGGUGAAGGUGCUGAGCCUGGCCGACAUCUACGGCGCCGACACCUUCGGCGGCGUGCGCAUGGAGGACAGCGGCUGUUUCGGCGGCGGCUUGGCUCCCGACGCCGCCGACGACCCUUGCAUCGUCUACGUCUCCACCAAGAAGCCGGUGGAGAAGCGGCGCACCCCAUGGACGGUGGUGUACCGGACCAACCUCAGGACCGGCGAGACGGUGAGGCUCACUCCAGACGGGGAGUACGAUCUGAGCCCGGCCGUGUCGCCGUCGGGGAAGAGGGUGGCCGUGGCCAAGUUCAGCGACAACAAAUGGAGCGGCGAGAUCGAGCACCUCAAGACCGACAUCGUGGUCAUGAUCAUGAACGUGGACCGCAACGCGCAGGGCGGCGGCAAGCCGCUGGACGACCGGGCAGUGUGCAUCCAGGACGCCGGCUGGCCGUCGUGGGGCAGCGACAACGUCAUCUUCUUCCACAGAGCGGUGGACAAGAAAGACGACCCCGACAGCGACAGGCUCACGCCGCACUGGGGCGUGUACCGCUACGACAUCGCCGCCGGCCGCACGGAGCCCGUCACGCCGGGGAACAUCUACGCGAUGACUCCGGCGGCCAUCAGCGAGACCAAGGUGGCCGUGGCCACCAUCCGGCAGAGAACCAACCAGAUGGGCGGCGCGCGCGACGCGGACAUGUUCCGCCACAUCGAGAUCUUCGACGUCCCCGGCCCCGGCGGCACCCAGCAGCCGUCAGUGAAGAUCACCCAGGUCGUGUGGCCCAAGGCCGACCACUACAACCCCUUCGUGCUCCAUGGCGGCGCCUGCAUCGGCUACCACCGCGCCACAACCGAGAGGCUGCUGGAGGAGACUGGGAAAAGCAACGUGGCGAGGAGCUUCGACAAGCUGCAGUCGGUGCACAAGGACGUGGAUGUGUUCAGGGUGUCCGGCGUCUUCCCCACCGUCUCCUCCGACGGCUCCAAGCUCGCCUUCGUUGACAACGAGUUCAAGGCCGUGUGGGUCGCCGACGAACCACGAGGAUUGCGUGUCGUCUGGGAGUGGAGAAGGCCGAACAGUGUCUUCUCGACGGCGUGGAACCACGACCCGGACAAGGACGUGCUGUACGUCUGCGUCGGCCCGGCGUUCAGCGCCGACAGCCGGCUGGAGAUCCACGCCAUCUUCAACGCGUCGGGAGACGAGUCGCAGAGGCAGUUAAGGAAGCUCACCGCCGGAGGCUUCAACAACGCCUUCCCGAGCAGCAACCCGGCGGGGACCAAGAUCGUGUUCAGGUCGACCAAGGACGCGCCGCCGCCGCCGCCGGGAGGUUUCAGGCAAAAGAACCUGUACAUCAUGGAGGACGCCAUGGAAGGGGAGUCUGCCGGAGUGACACGGCUGACCGACGGCGACUGGACCGACACCCACUGCCAGUGGUCGCCCAGCGGCGACUGGAUCGUCUUCUCGUCCUCACGCCACAAGCCGGACGGCGCGCCCAAGACGGACAACUUCCUCGACCCCGGCUACUUCGGCGUGUACCUGGUGAAUCCGGCGAGCCCCAAGGCCGUCGUCAGGGUGAUGACGAGCGCGCUGCCGCCACCGGUGCCGACCAACGUGGCCGGCCUCGGCCACGUCAACCACCCCAUGUUCAGCCCGGACGGCAGGAGCAUCGUCGUCACCGCCGACCUCGCCGCGGUGUCCGUGGAGCCGAUCUCCAUGCCCAUGUUCCUGCACUCCGUCAGGCCCUACGGCGACAUCUUCUCGUUCGACAUCGACCCCGUCGACAUGGACAAGAACAAGGACAUCCAGAAGUUUCACCGCGUCACGCACAGCCGCUACGAGUACGCCACGCCGGUGUGGACCCAGUUCGCCAUUGACGACCCGAAUGCUCCGUGGAAGUUGCUGGUGGCGUCACACACUACAGCUCGCAGCUACAAGCCGGCGUGCCCGUAUAUGCAUUCUGACGGUGGACAGAGCUGGCACAUGACCGGACACCUCGUCAUCCCACAGAGACACUGCUAGUGCAUGCCAGUGCUAGCUGAUCGUCAGCACAUUAUUCAUCAUUUGCCCAUACUUGUAAUGAAUAACGAUAAUAAUGGGAUUUGUUAACGUCAAAAACAAAUAAAAUAAUGAACUUGUGUUUAGUGUACU
This is a messenger RNA of Sorghum bicolor (sorghum), 2477 nucleotides long. RefSeq lists its product as uncharacterized. The coding region runs from base 39 to 2348 and encodes 769 amino acids. The record is from RefSeq and is a predicted model, not a curated record. Lineage: Eukaryota; Viridiplantae; Streptophyta; Magnoliopsida; Poales; Poaceae. The transcript is spliced from 3 exons.